GGUUUAGACUGCAUAGUAUUAGCGUUUAUCAAAUGAGUUUGAAAGCAGUAAAAACCCUUUCGCCUACCGAAGAGCUCGAAUCGAAUUAUCAAUGGCGAACGACCAAGAGAUGAGUGGAUGGACUGAUCUUCUUCACUCCUCGACGAAGCUUCUCGACCAAGCGGCUCCUUCGUCUCAGUUUCCUCCUCUUCAGAGGAAUUUGGAUCAAUUGGAAGCUUUGUCGAGGAAACUCAAGGCCAAAACUCUAAGAAGCGAAGCUCCUUCACAGUCUAUUGCUGCCACUAGACUACUUGCACGGGAGGGAAUCAAUGCAGAGCAAUUGUCUCGUGAUCUAAGGUCAUUCGAGUUGAAGACGACAUUUGAGGAUGUAUUCCCUGCUGAGGCAACAAGUGUUGAAGAGUACCUGCAACAGGUUCAUGAAAUGGCUAUGGUAUCAGCUAUACAGGAGGCCCAAAAGGAUAAUGUUCGAAGCUUUAAUGAUUACAUGUUGAAAGUCUUGGAGGAGGACUGUAGAAAAGAAAAACGUGACUUCCUUCAAAGUCGUAGCAAACUUUCAAUAAUACCUAAGACCAAGAUGAUCGAUACAAGCAGAGACACUCAUGCUGGUCAACUAGUGCCUGUGACUUCAAGUCCUCAAGUAUCUUCAAACACUGGAACAGAACUUGUGUCUCUGGCUAACAAACCCAUUCAUGAGAAGAAAGCACAUGUCUAUGCAGAGGUUGUGAAGAAACUUAAUUCUUCAAGAGAACGAGGCUUGCCAUUUAAGCCUGCAACAUCGUUCAAAGAUGCUUAUGGAAGUCUAGGGAUUGAUUUGACUCGUGGAAAAUCAGUCAAUGUGCAGAAACUAUGGCAACUUAUUCAGGCAAUGACGGGUGAAGACUCAGCAGUACACAAGGGUGUUUCCAAGAGGAUGUCCCUCGUGGUAGGCGCAAGACGCCACUUGGAAUGUGGGCAUCAGAAACAUAUAAUGGAUACAAUUCAAAGUCAUCCGACACAAGCUGCUCUUGGUGGAUCUGUUGGAAAUUUGCAAAGAAUUCGUGCCUUUCUUCGGAUUCGUCUACGGGACUAUGGAAUUUUAGAUUUUGAUUCAGGUGAUGCACGUAGACAGCCUCCAGUUGAUACUACUUGGCAGCAGAUAUAUUUUUGCUUGAGAAGUGGCUACUAUGAGGAGGCUAGAGAAAUCGCCCAAUCAUCUCGUUCAUCUCAACAACAGUUUGCUCCGCUGCUUAUAGAGUGGAUUACCACAGGCGGUACUGUGACUACAAAUACUGCCGCUAUUGCUUCUGAAGAAUGUGAGAAACUGUUUAGGUUAGGUGAUCGGUUGGGCCAAACAACGUAUGACAAAAAGAAGCUCCUACUCUACACUAUCAUAUCUGGUUCCCGAAGGCAAAUUGAUCGCAUCUUGAGAGAAUUUUCGACACUCUUCAACACAAUAGAAGACUUUCUCUGGUUCAAGUUAUCAUGCAUACGUGACGUUGCUAGUGGAUCUUCAUCUCUGGUCUUCAACGAUGGGCUAGUUCCUUACAGUUUAGAUGACCUUCAGGCUUAUCUUAAUAAGUUUGAGCCUGCUUAUUACACUAAGAAUGGCAAAGACCCUCUGGUAUACCCAUAUGUUCUGCUUCUUAGUAUUCAAUUACUACCGGCGAUCAUGCACAUGUCUCAAGAAGCAGGAGAUGAAGGGUAUAACAUCGACGCUGUGCAUAUAGCGAUUUCGCUAGUGGACCAUUCCGUUCUCUCCGAAGGAUCUGGGACUGGGCACAAACUUAGCGUGAUGGAUGCAAAUGCUGAGGCGUCGAGCCUGAUAAGGCAAUACGGGUCGAUGUAUUUGCAUCAUGGUGAUAUGCAAAUGACGCUGGAAUACUAUGCACAAGCUGCUAUUGCAGUAGGAGGAGGGCAACUAGUUUGGUCCGGGAGAAGCAAUGUUGAUCAGCAAAGGCAAAGGAACUUGAUGCUGAAGCAACUACUGACCGAGAUUCUGUUACGAGAAGGUGGUAUUUACUUUCUGCUUGGUGCUAGAGGUUCCGGUGAAGAAGGCGAGCUUGGAAGAUUUUUUCCUGAUUCAAAAUCGAGGCAGCAGUUCUUGAUCGAAGCUGCGAAUCAAUGUCAAGACGCUGGAUUAUUUGAGAAAUCCAUAGAAAUACAGAAGAGAGUUGGUGCCUAUGCGGCUGCAUUGGAAACAAUAAACAAGUGUCUAUCUGAAGCCAUUUGCUCUCUUCUCCGUGGAAGGUCAGAUGGUGAAAGCCGAACAGCAGGACUCGUUCUCUCAGGAAACGAGAUUCUCGACACGUACAAAUACUAUCCUGAAGUCUGUCCCCAGGAAAGAGAACGGGUCAUGGAACAAGAAACAAUACUACGAGAGCUUGAGGCAAUACUGUCGAUCCACAAGUUGGCCAGACUGGGCAAUCAUCUAGACGCCUUGAAGGAAGCAGCUAAACUCCCGUUCCUUCAUCUCGACCCGAGACUCUCCGACACAACCCCGGACGAGUUCCAGAGAGCGUCCUAUUACUUCAAGACUUGUGUCCCUGAUUUACUAAAGGUUGUUUUGACUUGUCUGGACAACGUACCUGACCGUGAUGGAUCCAUCCGGGUCAUGAGAUCUAAGAUUGCUGGGUUUCUUGCAAGCAACACACACCAGAACUGGCCUCGAGACUUGUAUGAGAAGGUGGCUCGAAGCUUUUGAAUUCUAAUAAUCUCUUUGAACUUGUCAUCAAAACCUUAAAAACGAGACAUGUUUCCUUCCUCAAAAAGUAUUUUAUAACAAAAGCAAAAUCUUAAUUCAGACAUAAUCACACAAGAUC
Molecule: messenger RNA, 2798 nt
Organism: Brassica rapa (field mustard)
Lineage: Eukaryota; Viridiplantae; Streptophyta; Magnoliopsida; Brassicales; Brassicaceae
Product: nuclear pore complex protein NUP93B
Biological process (GO): poly(A)+ mRNA export from nucleus; protein import into nucleus
Cellular component (GO): nuclear pore
Molecular function (GO): structural constituent of nuclear pore
Source: RefSeq, a predicted model, not a curated record